GUCUGACAUAACACCUGCAGCUAGCAGAGGCAGAGGUUCAUUUUAUUACAGCACCCCCGUUGCAUUCUGGGAGAGUGGAUAGAGACUGAGCAGUGGAUCUUUUUUAGUAGUCUGGCAAUUUCUGGCACCCGAAAUCUCAUGUCAAAAUAGCUAGUCUUCCGCUAUCGGUAGUAAUGGCGCUGACAUGGUUCGAACGGUUCCUGGCCUCGAUGCUGCGGGGAGCGGUCGGGAUGCUGUUUGCCGUCUUCCAGCUGCUCGCUCAGCGGCGGGGAGCGGACAGGUCGGUGAGGAGGCUCCCACCAAUCACCAACCCACUGUUGAAGGUCCCCGCGAUGCGGCUCGCCCGCAUGAUUCGACGGAGAGAGGUAACCAGUGUGGAGGUGGUACAGACCUACAUAGACCGCAUCCAAGAGAUUAACCCUCUCAUCAAUGCCAUGGUCAAGGACAGGUUUUCCUUGGCCCUGCAGGAGGCAGCCCAGGUGGAUAAGCUGAUCGAGGAGGAGACAGGAGGAGAGGAUGUUCUGGAGGACAGGCUUCCUCUACUGGGUGUCCCGUUCACUGUCAAAGAGGCCUUCUCCCUCCAGGGUAUGCCUAACUCCACAGGGCUGGUGUCACGGCGGGGGGUGAUUUCGGCAACGGACGCUCCCCCGGUGGCUCUGCUGAAGAGGGCAGGGGCCAUUCCUCUGGGGGUGACUAACUGUAGUGAGCUCUGCAUGUGGCUUGAGUCCCAUAACCACCUGUAUGGAAUCACCAAUAACCCAUACGACCUGGAGAGAAUACCAGGGGGAAGCUCCGGAGGGGAGGGCAGUAUUUUGGGCGGCGGUGGUUCCGUGAUAGGGGUUGGCUCAGAUGUUGGGGGCAGUAUUCGCAUCCCAGCAUUCUUCAACGGCAUCUUCGGCCACAAGCCAACAUCAGGUGUAGUGUCUAACGUGGGUCAGUUCCCCCCGGCCUCGGGGCAGCAGCCUGGUUUCCUGUGUACAGGCCCAAUGUGUCGCUACGCCCAGGACCUGCUGCCCAUGCUCAGAGUUAUGGGAGGAGCCAACGCUGACAGGUUGUCUCUGUCGUCUGAGGUGGACCUGAAGAGAUUACGGUUCUUCUCUGUUCCUCACGAUGGAGGCUCUCCUCUGGUGUCUCCUGUCGACCAGCAGCUAGUCCUGGCUCAGAGGAGGGUGGUUCAGCGUCUGGAGGCAGACCUGGGGGUCAAAGUUCAGCAGCUGAAGAUUCCUCAGCUCAAAUACUCCUUCCAGAUCUGGAGUGCAAUGAUGGGAGCCCCGGGGAAGGAUGGAAAGCAGCCCACAUCGUUUGCAGAGCUGAUGUCUGACCAUGGGAAGAAGGUGUGGCCUCUAUGGGAGAUUGCUAAGUGGACUGUGGGACUCUCUAAGCACACCGUGGCUGCUCUAGGUCUGGUCCUGGUAGAGAUGUUCCAGAGGGCCCAGCCCACCCAGUUCAUCCUGCAGCAGAAGGAAUCUCUCCAGAAGGACCUGGAGGAACUGUUGGGAACAGACGGGGUGCUGCUCUACCCCUCUCACCCUCACCUCGCCCCCAAACACCACCAUCCCCUCUUCACCCCCUUCAACUUCUCCUACACUGGUAUCUUUAACAUUCUGGGUCUUCCGGUGACCCAGUGUCCGUUGGGGCUGAGCGAGGAGGGUUUACCCUUGGGACUGCAGCUGGUAGUGGGGAAGCAGCAGGACCGUCUCUCCCUGGCCACCGCUGUGUUCCUGGAGAAGACCUUCGGAGGUUGGAGAGACCCGGGGAGCAUGGCCACUGCCACCACCCAGCUAGAUACCUCACGCGGGACGUCAACGACCACAUCGUGAAAAUACAGAGACGUUUACUCUGAGAUGAAUGAAAGUCCUAGAAGACAGAGGAAUGUAUGCACUGACACAGAAAGGCAGACACACUCACACGGUCUCUUUGCACAUGCCGUCCUGUCAGUCGUCCAGCCUUCUCAUUCGUUCUUUAACAACAGACUCUCGCCAGGUUACUGAGUCUCUCGUCCACCACAGUAUGUCUGUUGUGUCUUCGUCACAAAGUGCCCUGUGCUUGUCCAAAGAGCCUUUAUGUGUCCAGUAGUUGUGUGUUCCUGCCUUGUGUCCCAAAUGACUCCCUAUAUAGUACACUACAUUUGACCAUAACCCUAUUCCCUACAUAGUGCCCUACAUUUGACCAGAGCCCUAUUCCCUUCAUAG
Salvelinus namaycush (lake trout) is the source of this 2192-nucleotide messenger RNA. RefSeq names its product fatty-acid amide hydrolase 2-A-like. Bases 174 to 1820 code for a protein of 548 amino acids. The transcript is spliced from 11 exons. The record is from RefSeq and is a predicted model, not a curated record. NCBI's taxonomy places the organism in Eukaryota, Metazoa, Chordata, Actinopteri, Salmoniformes, Salmonidae.